AUGGAAUGGUAUGGAACGAAGCGUCUGCGUGUGAAGCUGUCGACCCGGUUCUGCAGCGUUGCAGUUCAGCGGUCAGACCCAGGGGUCAGGGGUCUCAGAUGUCAAGGUCAAAGUUCCCCGCCAGGAGGCGGAGCCUUGCAUGUCCGUCAGGGUGACGUGGAGCUGCCAGAUGUUGAGGCAUUGCUCUCUGUACGGCGGGUCAGGUCCAGGAGGCGGCAUUUCCCUCCCAGUAGCCUCCUGUGUUCUACCAUGGAGGACCACACCCUGACUGGAGAUUACAGCAAGACACUACUGUUACCAGUAGAGAGAGUGGAACACCAGGAUCUUCACUGCAUCUCAGCCCAAACAGUGGCGUCUCUGCUAAGAGGACAGUACAGCGGUACAGUGGGAGACUUCCUCAUCAUAGACUGUCGCUACCCUUAUGAGUACCACGGUGGACACAUCAGGGGGGCAGACAACCUCCACACCGAGGCUCAGAUCCAGGGGGCUUUACUCCAGCUCCCUGCCCUCUACCAGCUGUCCUCCUGGGGCAGAGCUCCCACCAGCCCCCCUGGACAGGCUCCAGAUCCAGGUGUCAGUGGUACUUCCAUGGGUGGAGUGUUACAGAGGUCCAGCUCACAGUCACAUUCACCUGGAAGUGGUACCACUCCACCAGGACAGGGGUCACCCAUGGAGGGGUCGUCGCCACGGAAACUGAUUGUGUUCCACUGCGAGUUCUCGUCAGAGAGGGGCCCACGGCUAUGUCAUUACCUGAGAGAGCUGGACAGAGCGCUCCAUGCCUCCCUCUACCCUCUGCUCUUCUACCCUGAGCUCUACCUGCUGGAAGGGGGCUACAGACACUUCUACUCUUGCUACCCGGAGCUGUGUGAGCCACGCGGCUAUGUUCCCAUGCUCCACAGGGAGUACAGAGAGCAGCUGGGACGAUUCAGACGGAAGACCAAGUCACGACUCCACAAGAGACUGCCGCUCUACAAGACUCACUGAUUGGACACUUGCUUGCAUACCAAGUUUCUACGGUUCCCUUUACACAAUGGUGACUGCCACCCUUACAGUCUGCUGUCAGAUUGGAUAUAUUGGUAU
This is a messenger RNA of Salvelinus namaycush (lake trout), 1080 nucleotides long. Its product is annotated as M-phase inducer phosphatase 2-like. Gene Ontology annotation, molecular function: protein tyrosine phosphatase activity. Gene Ontology annotation, cellular component: nucleus; cytoplasm. Gene Ontology annotation, biological process: protein dephosphorylation; G2/M transition of mitotic cell cycle; positive regulation of G2/M transition of mitotic cell cycle. The record is from RefSeq and is a predicted model, not a curated record. Bases 1 to 984 code for a protein of 327 amino acids. The transcript is spliced from 8 exons. NCBI's taxonomy places the organism in Eukaryota, Metazoa, Chordata, Actinopteri, Salmoniformes, Salmonidae.